GCCCUGUGAGGGAAGGAAGGAGGUCUUCCCACUUUGAACCUAGUCCUGGACACUCCACACGCUUCCCUUCAGAGAACUGGGUGGAGGGACAAGGCUGGUCCAGGGAGGAGGAGGAAUCUGGGGGCUAAAGCUGGCCACUGGGACUCUAUAUCUGGAGCCUAGUAACCAGCUUAGCUCCUCACAUGGCAGGAAGAUUAGGAGUGCAGGGUCUUAGGACUCCUCUUUUCCUUGAUGGACGACAGCAGCUGGAGGGAAGUGUUCUGAGGGGCUUUGGAGCUAGAGACUGAUGCCCAGGUUUGCUCUGAAGGGCAUGAGUCACCCAGGGCCACCGGGGGAAUUAAUGGAAAGCCUCCUUUGCCAAGUGAUUUUAUUUAAACCCAUGGUCCUCCAACUGGGACCUGGACUCUCAGGGGAUGAGAGGAAUGUUCUGACCAAGUUCUGGAGAAGGAUGCUGGGGUCCUCUGGGGUGUAUCAUGCUCAGGUGCCUUUUUCAUCCCCUACCUCAUCUUCCUCUUUACCUGUGGCAUUCCUGUCUUCCUCUUGGAGACAGCACUGGGCCAGUACACUAGCCAGGGAGGCAUCACAGCCUGGAGGAAGAUUUGCCCCAUCUUUGAGGGCAUCGGCUAUGCCUCCCAGAUGAUUGUCAUCCUCCUCAACAUCUACUACAUCAUUGUCCUGGCCUGGGCCCUCUUCUACCUCUUUAGCAGCUUCACCAUCGACCUUCCCUGGGGAAGCUGCCACCAUGAGUGGAACACAGACUCCUGUGUAGAGUUCCAGAGGACCAAUGGCUCCCUGAAUGUGACCUCUGAGAAUGCCACGUCUCCUGUCAUCGAGUUCUGGGAGAGGCGGGUCCUGAAGAUCUCUGAUGGCAUCCAACACCUGGGGGCCCUGCGUUGGGAGCUGGCCUUAUGCCUCCUGCUCGCCUGGGUCAUCUGCUACUUCUGCAUCUGGAAGGGGGUCAAGUCCACGGGCAAGGUGGUGUACUUCACAGCCACAUUCCCUUACCUCAUGCUGGUGGUCCUGUUAAUUCGAGGGGUGACGCUGCCUGGGGCAGCCCAAGGAAUUCAGUUUUACCUGUACCCAAACCUCACGCGUCUGUGGGAUCCCCAGGUAUGGAUGGACGCAGGCACCCAGAUUUUCUUCUCCUUCGCCAUCUGUCUAGGGUGCCUGACAGCCCUGGGCAGCUACAACAAGUACCACAACAACUGCUACAGGGACUGCAUCGCCCUCUGCUUCCUCAACAGCGGCACCAGCUUUGUGGCCGGAUUUGCCAUCUUCUCUGUCCUGGGCUUCAUGUCUCAGGAGCAAGGGGUGCCCAUCUCUGAGGUGGCCGAGUCUGGCCCUGGCCUGGCUUUCAUCGCCUACCCCCGGGCUGUGGCGAUGCUGCCCUUCUCUCCUCUCUGGGCUUGCUGCUUCUUCUUCAUGGUCGUCCUCCUGGGACUGGACAGCCAGUUUGUGUGCGUAGAAAGCCUGGUGACGGCGCUGGUGGACAUGUACCCCCGUGUAUUCCGCAAGAAGAACCGGAGGGAGCUUCUCAUUCUCAGCGUGUCUGUCGUCUCCUUCUUUGUUGGGCUGGUCAUGCUCACAGAGGGCGGUAUGUAUGUGUUUCAGCUCUUUGACUACUACGCAGCCAGUGGCAUGUGUCUCCUGUUUGUGGCCAUCUUUGAGUCCCUCUGCGUGGCUUGGGUCUAUGGAGCCGGGCGCUUCUACGACAACAUUGAAGAUAUGAUUGGGUACAGGCCAUGGCCUCUUAUCAAAUAUUGUUGGCUUUUCCUCACACCAGCCGUAUGCACAGCCACCUUCCUCUUCUCCCUGAUCAAGUACACGCCGCUGACCUACAACAAGAAGUACAUGUACCCGUGGUGGGGUGACGCCCUGGGCUGGCUCCUGGCUCUGUCCUCCAUGGUCUGCAUUCCUGCCUGGGGCUUCUACAAGCUCAGCACCCUCAAGGGCUCCUUCAGAGAGAGAAUUCGCCAGCUCCUGUGCCCAGCUGAGGACCUGCCUGGAUGGAACCGAGCAGAACCCUCUGCCCCCGCCACACCCAGGACAUCACUGCUCAUACUCACAGAAGUGGAGUCCCACUGCUAGGUCCGCAGGGCCUCGGAUUGUGCCCGUGGGCCUGGCUGUGGGGACAGCUGCAGAAGGGGAGGGCAGAAGCAGCCCCGCUGUGCUCUGCCUCCUCCCGGGGCAGAUGAGAAGGAGGGUUUGGAAUCCACCUUGGGUUGGGCGCCUGCCACUGGAACGUCUCUGCUCCAGGGGUGGCUGUACAGGUGUGAGAUGCUGGUAUCGAGGGCACCCCUUUCGCAACAGGCCUUGGGAAGCCGGAUGAGGGCCGGUGGGUGGAGUGACAGCCCCGUCCCUCUUACCCUUCAUUCCAUUAAAUCCAUGCUCUUCCCACCAAC
Messenger RNA from Herpailurus yagouaroundi (jaguarundi), 2402 nucleotides. It is a transcript of the gene SLC6A13, whose product is annotated as solute carrier family 6 member 13. Gene Ontology annotation, cellular component: cell projection; plasma membrane. Bases 637 to 2088 code for a protein of 483 amino acids. Gene Ontology annotation, molecular function: gamma-aminobutyric acid:sodium:chloride symporter activity. NCBI's taxonomy places the organism in Eukaryota, Metazoa, Chordata, Mammalia, Carnivora, Felidae. The transcript has 16 exons. The record is from RefSeq and is a predicted model, not a curated record. Gene Ontology annotation, biological process: nitrogen compound transport; sodium ion transmembrane transport; neurotransmitter transport.